Molecule: messenger RNA, 3636 nt
Organism: Pantherophis guttatus
Lineage: Eukaryota; Metazoa; Chordata; Lepidosauria; Squamata; Colubridae
Gene: RTKN
Product: rhotekin
Biological process (GO): actomyosin contractile ring assembly; mitotic cytokinesis; septin ring organization
Cellular component (GO): actomyosin contractile ring
Molecular function (GO): GTPase inhibitor activity
Source: RefSeq, a predicted model, not a curated record
UGCUUUUAGAGGGGGGAUGUUUGUGGGUGUGAGUCAGCAUGUGGGUGGGUGUAUUUCAAUUUAUAUGGUCCAUUUUGCCAGUGCGACUCGGGGUGGGGGGGCAUCUACAGGAGGACUAGAGGGCCAGAAAGAAGUCCUCCUGCAGAUGCCCGUUCCUAAGGAGGGGCUGCAAACUGAGCCCAGGGACUUUGCAGGUGUGUCCCUCCAGUUUGGGUGGCAACCAUGUGGCUGUCUUCCAGGAGACGCUUUUGACUCCCCUGGGUCUUAGUGGGGUCCCCAGCGGACCCCACGCGAGAGUAGCAGCGCUGCUCUCAGCCGGCAGCCUCUGGUGACCUCCGACAGGGUCCUUCUUCUUCCCCUUUCUGGCAGAUCCCUCCACACUUCUUGAAAGGGAGAGAGAUGUGGCGAGGGGCUCCCUGGGCUGGGGUCCUUUAACCACGGCUGCCAUGCACUUUGCCUGUGGCUUCCUUGGUGACAUUGCUGCAUCUUGUGAGCUCUACCUGUUGGAUCCCUUACUGCUCCCGAGAAGUCAGUGGGCAUGCAGGUGUGGUGGGCGUUGCCCAGCUUCGUCUUACUGUGUGCCCUUCAGGGGCCGGAGCCCUGGAACUCAGUGUGUUUCUGCUUGGCUGCCCAAAAGAGGAGUUGUGGUGGGCUGGCAGGAUUGGAAGGAGGUGCCAUCUCUUGCAUUUCCCUCCUGGAUCUUGGAAUAGGGCAAUACUGGUCAGGAAUCAUCUUGCCUGGGGCCCUAAAAGGGCAUCACGUGGCUCCACAGAUUUCGGGGUGGGGGGAUGACCCCAUUUUGGCUGCAGAUCCAUGGAUAUUUGCUGCUUGCAACUGCCCAGCCUUCAGACCCAUCCACCCCCAUUGCAUGGCUGAGCCAGGAAAGGGCCCAGAGCCUGGGGUGACCACUGUUUCCUGGGGGGGGGGGGUGCAGGGGGCCUUUCAACCUGGACCUCGGUUUCCUAGCUGCCUUCCUGAGCUGAGAAGGCUUCCCCACCCCUUUGCUUUCUCUUUGUCCACAGAAGAGGCCAAGCGCCCUGGCAGGAGGGGGUGGGGGCAUCUGGUCUAGGGGUGAAUAAAGGCAGAUGAUGCUGGAGAGAAAUGGAGUGGCCCCUUGGGGACGAGGAUGCCCUGCCUGGGAGCAGAAACGGCUCCGAGACUCUUGUGCUUUGGCACUGAAUGGCGGCGGGGACCCCUCCCCAUUUGCCUUCUCAGCCUUCAGCGGAUCGGGCCCUCUCUGUCCAUCAGCCCCCCCCCAAUGGAGGUCCCCCUCUCUGCUCCGAGAGAAGGCAGGCGCGCCCCCGUGGCAAGGUCGCUGGGCUUUGGGCAGGGGUCCCUCCGCAGUUGUCUCCUCCCCGCGGGGCAUUGCGACCCCCGCAGAUCCCACCCGAACUAUUUUUAGGCAGCGGUGAUGUCACAGCCCCCCCCCGCAGACCCUGCUCAGGCGCCCCCUCCCCGCCGGCGCAGCUGCCGCCAGCAGGAGAACCUCGCCGCAGCGGAGCGAACGGGGCGGAGGCGGCCCCGGGCUAUGAGCCGGUGGCAUGGAGAACGGGAAGCCGGCCAGGGGCACAGACCUCCAGAAGAAAAUUGACCACGAGAUCCGCAUGCGGGAGGGGGCCUGCAAGCUGUUGGUGGCUUGUACUCAGCGGCCGCAGGCGCUGGAGGUGACCAAGAGCCUGCUUGUCUGCAACAGCCGCAUCCUGGCCUACAUGGCGGAGCUGCAGCGCAUGAAGGAGGCGCAGGUGAUGCAGCACAUGGCUCGGCGUCCUUCUGAGGUUGGAUCCACGGACGGUCGCUUACCAUGUCGGGGCCGAAUCUGUGUCUCAGAUCUACGGAUCCCCCUGAUGUGGAAGGACACAGAAUACUUCAAGAACAAGGGGGACUUGCAUCGCUGUGCAGUGUUCUGCCUGCUGCAGAUCGGCACAGAAAUCUAUGACACGGAGAUGGUGCUGGUGGACCGGACCCUGGCCGACAUCUGCUUUGAGACCUCCGUGCUCUUCACCGAGUCUGGCCCAGGCUUUGAGCUGAAAAUUGAGCUGUACAGCGCCGCCCUGGAGGAGGACUCGGCCCUGGGCGCCACCCCCAAGAAGCUGGCCAGCCGCCUGAGCAGCUCCCUGGGGCGCUCCUCGGGGAAGCAGAUGCGGGCUGCCCUGGACGGGAGCAGCUCAGGCAACAACGGGGGGUACAGUCCGCUGCUGCUACCCCCAGCCCCCAGCACAGCGGGGCCCAAAUAUCAAUUGCUGGCCUGUGCCCACCUUGGCCUGGCGCACGUCCAGGACGCCUUUCGCACCCAUGACCUCCUCAUCACUGGCAAUGAGGAGAGCUCCUUCUGGCUGCCCCUGUAUGGCAGCCUCUGCUGCCGCCUGGUGGCCCAGCCCAGCUGCAUGGUGGAGCAGGUGAUGGCUGGCUUCCUGAAAGUGCAGCAGGGGGAGCAGCUGGACUGGCCGAGGCUCUUUUGUGUCCUGCGUGGCACCAACCUUCUCUGCUACCGGCGCCCCCAGGAUGCAGAGGGCCAGGAAGAGGCUGCCUUCACCAUUGCCAUCAACAAGGAGACGCGCAUCCGGGCCAGCGAGAAGAGCCCCAGGGGCCCCGUCCGCUGCAUGUCGGUCACCAACCACUACGGAGGCGAGGAAGUGACCCACACGCUGCAGGCCGAGUCUCCUGUGGAGGCCCAGCGCUGGAUGGAAGUCUUCUGGCAGCACUUCUACGACAUGAGCCAGUGGAAACACUGCUGCGAUGAAGUGAUGACGGUGGAGGUGCCAUCUCCGCGCCGCCCUCCGAUGCUGCUGCCCAAGCAGGGAUCCCUGUACCAUGAGAUGGCUAUUGAGCCGGCCGAUGACAUCGAGGCGGUGACCGAGAUCCUGGCCCGGCGGGUCUCCGACCUGGGCGAGCCUGUGUGGCUCUCUCUCUUCGAGGGCUCCUCACCCGGCAUCGCUUCCAACUGCAACUCCAGCACCGGCCCAUGCCCCGCUCAGCCCCCCUGGGGUCGGCCUCGCACUCUCUCGCUGGACGCCAAGCUCAGCAGGCUGAAGGGGCGUGCAGGACGGCCACCGCCUUCCCCUUUGCCCAAGAUCCAUGGGCCUUCCUGCUCCAGCUCAGGGUCCUCCAGCAGCUGCAGCUCAACUCCGGACUCAGAGCGGACCCUGCAGACCGCUGCCCGGCCCUGGUUUGACCCUCGCUUGUGGCUGCAGUCCCAGGUCUGAGGCUGCCAAGAACCGAGGGUCUGCGUUGUUCAGGGGCUUAGCCUUGGAGAGGCAAAGUGGCCUAGGCCACACUCCCCAUCUCUGACCGUGGAGAGGGGCCGACCUGGCUAGAGAAGCAGCUGGCCACGGAGGUGGGGGCAAGGCCCCACAGCCAGACCCCUCCCUUUUCAGGAGAAAAGCACCUUGCUUUCCUUUGUAAGAAACUGGAAUAUUUCCUGUUGAAACAGAAGAGAGGCCGAGCUCUUUCCUUGCCAGGGGCCAACGGUCCCCAUUUGCCUUCAGCCUGGCCUCUUCCUCACAACCCUCCCUCCUCAAGCUGCAGGGAUUUGCAUGGAGGAGGAAGCGGGGUGGGCAGCCCUUCCCUCCAAACGGCUGUGUGUGGAGGCCAGCAGCCUCCCUUCCUGUGAAUAUGCAUUAAAGUGUAUUGACUUGC